Motacilla alba alba is the source of this 1317-nucleotide messenger RNA. RefSeq names its product transmembrane and immunoglobulin domain containing 1 (gene TMIGD1). The transcript is spliced from 7 exons. Gene Ontology annotation, cellular component: cell-cell junction. Gene Ontology annotation, biological process: cell-cell adhesion. The record is from RefSeq and is a predicted model, not a curated record. Lineage: Eukaryota; Metazoa; Chordata; Aves; Passeriformes; Motacillidae. Bases 419 to 1195 code for a protein of 258 amino acids. Gene Ontology annotation, molecular function: cell adhesion molecule binding.
UGGAGCUUUGGGCAGAAAGGGACAAAUCAGAGUCUACUCCUGCUCUAGGAUAAUCUAGGAUAAAAUCCCUGUGGCUUGAAAUAGUGCUGUGAACACACAGAAAGCUGGGGAAAAAAAGGUAUUAUUUUUGGCUGAAAGUCUUUAUGGCUGAUGCAGGAACUCUCUCAUUAGUUACUCAUUGCCUCAGAAAGUCUCAUAAAACAGCCAGCAGAGCCCAGCAAAUACUUCAGUCUUGUGGGAGCUCAGAAAUCCAGGAAUUGAACGAGGCCUUGAACCCAUUUUAUAGACUCACUUCUUACUGAGCAACCAUAAAAUAUUAAAAUUCAGACCCUAUAAAUAAGGAGGGGAAAGAACUGUGCAUUUCCCAGCUGAAGCAGCCUCUCCAGAGACUCUUCCCAAGAGCCAGCUCUGCUCCGAGAUGGUGCAGAGAAGCAGCCUCGCCCUCUCCCACGGAGUGCCCGUCCUUGCUGUUUCCUUCUUGGCAUGUGUGGCCACAGGUUUGGAACUGUCUGUAAAUAACCACGCUGCUGACUUCACCCUGUCUACAGGGCUCAGCCCUGCCAUCUCCCUCUCGUGCCUUGUGCACAACAGCAGCCAGCCCGAGGAGCUGCUCUGGUACCGCGGAGCGGGGCAAGUGGAUCUGAAGGAUGGCAAUAAAGUGAACGUCAGCAACAUCUGCAUAUCCCCGGUCAACGAGUCUGACAACGGGGUCACCUUCACGUGCAGGCUGGCACGGGACAAGGCUGUGCAGGUGGCUGUGACCCUGGAUGUGCAGUUCCCUCCCCAGCUGAGUGGAGAGGAGACCCUCCACGUGGAAGAAGAGAAAGAUGUUACUCUGACCUGCAACUCCAAAUCCAACCCUCAAGCCCAAAGCACCUGGUUAAAGGACAACCAGAGCCUGACCCUGCAGCAAAGUCGCCACAAGCUGUACCAGACCAGUGAGGUCUUUCAGCUCUCCAUCACCAAAGUGCAGAAGUCUGACAACGGGACCUACACCUGCGUGGUGGAAUCACGCCUGGGAAACGGGACAAGGGAUUUCCACCUCAUAGUUGAAGAUAAAAAACCUGUUUUUCCCAAGGAGGCUGUUAUUGCUGCUAUCGUGGUGGUUACAAUCACAAUACUUUUUGGAAUUGUGGCUCAAAGAGAGAAAUUUCUAAAGUGCUUCAAGAAACCCAAAGAAACAGCUCUGAGGUGAUUUUUCGUUUCUUCUGUUCAUUUUGCUGCAGGUAAAGAACACCCAGAAAACAUCAUUUCUAGUGGUCAGCCAAAGCCAUUGUGUGAGAUGAUGAGAUAAAGCACUGAAACUGUUUUUUUGGG